Molecule: messenger RNA, 4932 nt
Organism: Helobdella robusta
Lineage: Eukaryota; Metazoa; Annelida; Clitellata; Rhynchobdellida; Glossiphoniidae
Exons: 39
Coding region: 1-4932 (1643 amino acids)
Biological process (GO): actomyosin structure organization; peptidyl-threonine phosphorylation
Cellular component (GO): cytoskeleton; cytoplasm
Molecular function (GO): protein serine/threonine kinase activity; ATP binding
Source: RefSeq, a predicted model, not a curated record
AUGAUUGUCACAAUUGCAGACGGCUUGCUUCCAAGAGGAGAGAAAUGUCCUGAUGAACAGCGAUGGCAAGGGCAUGUUGUGCUGGCCGACUUUGGCUCAUGCCUCAAACUCAACUCUGAUGGGAAAGUUCAAUCGUCAGUAGCAGUAGGCACGCCCGACUACAUCAGUCCUGAAAUUCUUCGAGCGAUGGAGGACAGUCAGGGCAAGUAUGGCCGGGGCUGUGAUUGGUGGUCUCUGGGUGUCUGCCUCUACGAGAUGUUGUACGGGGAAACCCCGUUCUAUGCAGAGUCUUUGGUCGAGACAUACGGAAAGAUUAUGAACCAUGAGGAGGAUGGCGGUGUAGUUGUGUCUGACGACGCCAAGGAUCUUAUGCUGAAGUUGAUCACAACGCCAGACAGGAGGCUGGGUCUGGAAGGAAUUUCGGAUUUCAAGGCACAUCCGUUUUUUGCCGGGAUCGAUUGGGAUAAUAUUCGGAAUUCCAAAGCUCCAUUCAUACCAGAGGUAAAUAGUCCAACCGAUACGUCCAACUUUGAUGUCGACGAUGCUGAUUUCCGAUCUAAUGAAACAGUUCCUCCAACGUCAAACUCGGCAUUCACUGGGAGACAUCUUCCAUUCGUCGGUUUCACUUUCACUUCUAAUAGUCGCCUCUCUGAUUUAGGAUCUUUGAUACUCAGCGAUCACGACGUCACAGAUAUCAUGCCGAAAUCGUCGUCGACAUCGACAUUGACUCAUUCUUCUUCUAAGAAGGUCAAGGUGAAUGGAACCACGGCUGGUAAAAAUGAUCAUGAGCUUCAUAUUGAGAGAUUGGAAAAGGAGAAAAACGAACUGUUGAAACAGCUAAGAGAAGCCGAUCCGUUAUUUGGCGGUCAUCAUCAUCUUCCUCAUCACCACCACCAGCCGAACAGUCCGUCGCAGGGAAUCCCGGAUAGCUCCCAUGUGAUGAUGGAGGAUGAACGUAGGCCAUAUUAUACGCUGGAUAGAUCCUUUAAUAAGGGCAGGCUGGAGAGGGAGAGUCUGAGCAAGGAGCAUGAUGAACUGAGGGAAAAAAACAGACAACUAGUAGCUGAAAUAAAGGAAUUAAAAGUGAAGAUGCAAGCAGACAGUCUAGACUUGAAUGAAAAGUUAUCAGACUCGAAGGUAGUCAGGCAGAAACUGACCAGACAGUUGAAGGAGAGAGAGGAAGAAUUGAGAGAGACGACAACAAAGUUAGACAGAGCGAAAGAUGACCUCAAAAAAUACCUCACUGCCAAUAAAGAGGUCGAGCUUGUUUGCUUGUGUACGCUCCAAGACUCUCUAACAGAGGCUACUUUGGAACUCGACAAGCAACGCAUGUUACUGGAGAAUGCAAACUCGGCGUGCCAGGAAUUUGAGGAAGAACUUAAAUCCUUGAAACAGGACAAAAAAUCCGGCGAUCAAAAAGAUGAAUCGCUUAUGGAGAUUAAUAAAUUGAGAUCUGAGUUAGAGAAAUGUCGCCUGAGGCAUGAAGAGGAAUACACGAGACUGCAACUGAGGUGCAACAAUGAACUGCAGAAGCUGAAGGAUCAGUUGUCGGAGUCUGAUUCACACAGGGUUCAGCUGCAGUCGGAUAUGGAUACCUUGAAGCACUCAUUUGAAUCGGUGAAGAGAGAUCUGACGGAGAGGCAGGAGCUGUACGAAGAGGAGAGAGUGAAGAUGGAGAGAGAGAAGGAUAUCAUGCUGGCCGACAUAAGCAAGAUUAUGGAUGAGUUGGAAUCGUUGCAAACUAGUUACGACACACUGGAAAGCGAAAAGUCUAGUAUAGAAACAGAAUUACAAGAAUUGAAAGAUAAGAAAAUGACACCUCAACAGAUUGAUCAGCAGAUCAAUGACAUCAUCAGUUGGGUGAACGACGAGAAAGAGGCGCGAACGUACUUGGAAGGUUUGGCAAACAGGUUGAACGCAGAACUGGAGGAUAUCAAACAAUCUGGUGUUCAGACUGUUGAUAAGAUGUGGAAGAAUAGAAGAUCGCAGAAGUUAGACAAGAAGACAAUCCUUGAUCUCCAGUCCAGCCUCAACAGUGAAAUACAAGCUAAGGAGAACAUUGGCAAGGAGUUGAGCCUUGCUAAGUCUAAGCAACUUGAAGCUGAGAGUAAAUGCAAAGACCUUGAGAAACAGCUGGAAGAACAUAAGAAAGAGAUUAACAAGAUUCAAGUAGAGCUCAAUUAUGAAAAGGCUAAAGGCAUUGAAAGAGCUUUAAACUGGAGUCAGCUGAUAUACAGCAGCAGUAGUAACACAAAUGGUCCCAUGAAAAGUUUCAUCCACGAUUCUCGAUCUAACAGUGAUGUCAGUGGUGAUAGGAUUAGUAUGGAUAGGCCUGGGUCUGGCAAUAACCUCAAUAAACGAGAUAGUCAUCAGUCGCCAAGUUCAUCCAUAAUUCAACAGCAGCAGCAGCAAACGCCGUCACCACAACAACAGCCACAACAGCAACCACAACAGCCACAGUCGACAAUAACAGCGAAAUCCUUAAAUCGAAAUUCCCAGCAGCUCUCUCCAACGACAUCGACGACGGCGUUUACAACGUCAACGCCGCUGCUACAGGUUUUGAAAAAGCAGCAGCAGCAGCAGCAUAAAUUUUCGACCAUUUCGUUUAAUGAAUUUCACAAGUGUCAGUAUUGUACGUCGUUGCUGUUUGGUCUCGAGAGGCAAGGCAUGGUUUGUGAAAAUUGUUCAUAUUCAUGCCACAUACACUGUGCUAGGAAGGUCCCUCCAAUAUGUCCCAUACCUGCUGAUUUACUAGACCGUCCAAUUGGAAUAGACCCCAACAAAGGCAUUGGUACUGCAUACGAGGGCUAUGCCAAAAUACCCAAACCUGGUGGCAUCCGGAAGGGCUGGAUGAAACAGUUUGUUGUCGUCUGCGACUUCAAAAUAUUUCUCUACGACACGACGUCAGAGAAGUCGAUAGCGUCACAGCAACAACAACAACACGUGACCAACGUCAUCAGUCAGGUGAUCGAUAUGAGAGAUGAAGAUUUCAGUGUGUCAUCUGUAUCAGAGAGUGAAGUUAUCCAUGCUGAUAAAAAAGAUAUACCUUUUAUCUUUAAGAUAAGAACAUCCAUGCUGUCUCCACCUGGCUUGAAGUUCCACCUGCUGAUGUUGGCGGACAACGAGCAGGAUAGGAUGAGGUGGGUUUGUGCCCUCAGCGAGUUGCACAAGGUCCUCAUCAGGAAUAAGAUACCCAAUAAGGCUGUUUAUACAGCAAGACAGAUAUAUGAUGAACAGUUUCCAUCACUAUUCAAACUCAACUCUGUUGCUAUAGCAGAUAAGGAUCGCUUAUUGUUUGGUACAGAAGAAGGGAUGUACUUAAUUGAACUUUCGAAAGAUGUGAUAAUAAAGGUAGGCGAGAGGAACAAAUGUUUUCAGUUAGAUGUCAUCUCAGAGGAGCAAGUCAUCAUUGCUAUCAUAGGAAAACAGAGAACCCUCCACCUCCUCCCGACCUCCAUCCUGGAGUCAGACAGAGGAUUGGAGUCGGCGGUUAAGUUAGAUGAGUAUCGGAGUGUUUCUCUUUUCGUCACAUGUUCACCGUCAUCACGCCAUCAUCCUAGCUCUGUACAGCAGCAACAAAACCAACAAAAACUUCAGCAACAAUCAUCAUCGUUUUCCUCUGCACCUCCACCACCAUCAUCAUCAUCGUCGACCUUCCUAUCAUCGCCUGCCUCGACGACGGGUGCCGUUGGGAACCCCGGAGUGUUGCUGUGCAUCGCCUGCAAGCGAGUCAUCUCUGUCUGCGAGAUUGGCAAGGUAGCUGGAAGGAAGAGGUGUAGAAAGAUUAAGGAUAUCCAAUGCAAGAACGAAGUGCACUGCAUGGACGUGAAGUAUGGAAGGUUGUUCGUCGGCUGCACGUCCUCCUUCUACAUAUACACACUCAUCAAUGAUGGCAGUUCUCUCUCGAUAUCUUUACUGAAUGCUGAUGACCCGUCACUGAAUUACAUAUCUCAAACGCCUGUCACCGCAUACGCUGUCAUGGAGACGCAACAAAAUGAUUACUUACUGGUGUUCUCAACGUACAAAGGCAGUCAUCUGGUUGUACACACUGAGAAUAAUUCUUUCGUAUAUGACAUCGACUCUGCUGAAUGGAUACAAACCAUUCCAUUGAAGAAGACAAAGACAUUAAACCAAGAUGGAUCUAUUGUUUUGUCAUCGUGUUCGGAUCUAUAUAGUCUUAUAUAUCUAAGGAACUUUAAAGACGACAUAGACGACGCCAUAUAUCUGCCGGAUUUGUAUAUUCCAAAGCAGCAGCAACCACAACAGCCACAGCAGCUUUCGUCUGCAAUGGGCAACAGAUUUAAGAGAAAAUUUUCGUUCAAAACGUUGCAAGAAGUUCAAGCCGCUAAAGUGGCGCAAUUGAGGAAAUCCAAAGUAAUAUCGGCUCCACAAAACUUUAGUCACGUUGUCCAUCUUGGUUCCGAUGCUGUUUCCGGUUUGUCGCAGGAGAGCAGCAGCAGUGGCAGCGGCAGAAGCUACGAACGCAAGUCUCGCAUAAUCUCCAACCCGACGAACUUCAGCCACGUUGCUCACAUCGGCCAGAGUCAGGCGUUACCCACUCUAAUCGAUCUACCCGCCAAGACUAACGCAGUCACGGAUGAAGAAAAAAUGGAGCAGAUAAGAUCGCUUCUACAGCAGAAUCUGCAGUACCCCAGCCCCGUGCAACAACUCAACAUCAACAACUACACAAGGUCACCGCCCAACAGCAACAGCACAAGGUCAAGGUCGCCACCGAACAACUCUUCUCUGAUUGGUGCCGGUAGUACUGCCCCAUUUGAUGCAGCGGCAACAGCAGCAGCCACCCAACCACCACAACAGCAGCAACAACAACAACAGCAGCAGCAAGGUUAUUCUGUUAAGCUUAGAGGAAGGUCGAAAAAUUUAUCUGAGGUUACUAAAAAAAUAGAAAACGGAGAACAAAAAGUAACAUAA